Aquila chrysaetos chrysaetos is the source of this 1459-nucleotide messenger RNA. Its product is annotated as translation initiation factor IF-2-like. The transcript is spliced from 3 exons. Lineage: Eukaryota; Metazoa; Chordata; Aves; Accipitriformes; Accipitridae. The record is from RefSeq and is a predicted model, not a curated record. Bases 1 to 1071 code for a protein of 356 amino acids.
AUGGUCGGGCGGCCGCCGUCGGGGGCAGGCGCGGCCCCUGGGGCCGGGAAUCUCACCGGCGUCGGCAAGGGGAUCGCCGCGGUGCCGCGGCGGGGUCGGCCCCCGCACCGACGGCAGCUCCUCGGGGCGGCGGCGGCACCGGCACCGGCACCGGCACCGGCGGCGGGAUCGGCACCGGCGGCGGGAUCGGCACCGGCGUCCGCCGCGGGACCGCCGGCAUCGGCCGCGGGAUCGGCCGCGGGGGUCAUCGGGGUCGCCCCCGGCCUCACCGGGACCGCGCCGGGAUCGGCCGCAGGAUCGCCACCGGGAUCUCCCCCGGAUCACCGGGAUCUGCCACGGGAUCACUGGGACUACACCGGGAUCAGCUGCGGGAUCACCAGGAUCUCCUUGCCAUCACAGGACCACACCGGGAUCAGCUGCGGGAUCACCAGGAUCUCCUUGCCAUCACCAGGACCAAGCCAGGAUCAGCCACAGGAUCACCACCAGGACCUCCCCAGGAUCACCAGGAUCAGCCACAGGAUCACCAGGAUCUCCCCGGCAUCACCAGGACCACACUGGGAUCAGCCAUGGGAUCACCAAGAUCCCCUUGGCAUCACUGGGACCACACCAAGAUCAGCUACAGGAUCACCGGGAUCUCCUUGCCAUCACCGGGACCACACCGGGAUCUCCCCAGGAUCACCGGGAUCUCCCCGGGAUCACCAGGAUCAGCCACGGGAUCACUGGGAUCAGCCACGGGAUCACCGGGACCACACCAGGAUCAGCUGCGGGAUCACCAGGAUGUCCUUGCCAUCACCAGGACCAUGCCGGGAUCAGCCGCAGGAUCGCCACUGGGAUCUCCCCGGGAUCACCGGGAUCAGCCACGGCAUCACCGGGAUCUGCCACGGGAUCACCGGGACCACACCGGGAUCAGCUGCAGGAUUACCAAGAUCUCCUUGCCAUCACUGGGACCAUGCCAGGAUCAGCCAUGGGAUCACCAAGAUCUCCUUGCCAUCACCGGGACCACACUGGGAUCAGCCACAGGACAACUGGAAUCUCCCCAGCAUCAGUGGGACCACACCAGGAUCUCCCUAGGAUCACUGGGACCACAACAGGAUCUCACUGGGAUCACCAGCACCCCAGAUCACCCACAACACACCAGGCUCAACCCUAUGACACCAGCACCCCAGGAAUCUGGGAUCACCAGUACCCCUGGGAUCUCCCAUACCCUGGGGCACCAGCACCCCAGGAUCACUUGCAGCCCUGGACAUUAGCACCCCCGGGGUCACUGGCACUCCUGGGAUCACCCCUGGGAUCACUGGCACUGCCAGAUCACCCCCAGGAUCACCAACACUCCUGGGACCACCCCCAGGAUCGCCAGCACCCCCGGGAUCACACACACCCCUGGAUGCUGGCACCCCAGGACACCAACACCUCUGGGAUUCCCAGCACCCCGGGAUCACUCCCAGGUCACUGGCACCCU